This is a messenger RNA of Cataglyphis hispanica, 843 nucleotides long. Its product is annotated as calcium and integrin-binding family member 3-like. The record is from RefSeq and is a predicted model, not a curated record. The transcript has 4 exons. Gene Ontology annotation, molecular function: calcium ion binding. The coding region runs from base 244 to 840 and encodes 198 amino acids. NCBI's taxonomy places the organism in Eukaryota, Metazoa, Arthropoda, Insecta, Hymenoptera, Formicidae.
AUUCGUAUCGAACAUGGAGAAUGCGAAAACUCAGUCCUUGUUGUUCUUCCGUAAAUGUAACAGCCCUUUUUAAUCAAAUUUCUUUUUGAUACUUCUAUCUAUAUAAUUUUUUUAUAAUAUAAAAUUUAUUUUUUUCAAAAAAAUUAAUAUGUAUAUAAAAAAUACUAUCUGUGUAAAGUGAAAGAUAAUGUUCUAGACUAAUAUAUUCACAGAAAAUAAAAAAAGUAAAUUAAUAAAAGCGCAAUGGGUAAUAAAGUAGCAACAUUCACCGAAGAACAACUCGAAGAUUAUCAGGAUUGUACUUUUUUUACGCGUAAGGAAAUCUUGAGAAUAUUUAAGAGAUUCCGGGAGAUAGGAGAUUCUGGAAUGAUACCGCGUAUCAUGACGCCGCAACAAGCAUCAUCUCUUCGUUUACCCUUAUCGUAUUUAGCUCGUAUUCCUGAAUUGAAGGAAAAUCCAUUUAGAGAACGGAUCUCGGAAGUCUUUACACGACGCCAGGACCCAGGACACUCCACGUCAAUCUCCGAAGGAAUCUGCUUCGAGGAAUUUCUCGAGAUGAUGUCUGUGUUCUCUGAGCAGGCACCGCGGGAUCUGAAAGUCUUUUACGCCUUUAAAAUUUACGAUUUCGACGAGGACGGGGUGUUGGGUAUGGGUGAUUUGGAACGCACCUGUCGGCAGCUGACUCGAGGUGGGCUAAGUACCGAAGAGAUGACUACUGUGUGUCGAAAAGUUCUGGAAGAGAGCGACAUAGACGGCGACGGGGCUCUAUCUUUUCUCGAGUUCGAACAUGUUGUAACUAGAGCCUCCGAUUUCAUGGCAACAUUUCACAUAAGAAUAUGAAAA